UGAAGAUAUUCGUGGAAAUUCGACCUUGCAUGGCGCAAAAGUCAAACCCUUUUCGCGGUGGGGACAACGUGGUUGGUUGGCAGCAGCGAGAGCACCGCACCCUGACGUGAGCUUGGCCGGCUGAGCUUGCUUGUGUGGUAGCCUCCAGCUCCAGUGCCCACGCAUUUCCGCUGCCACCGUCGUGUGAUCAACUGCCACACACACUCACAGAGAGAGAGAGAGAAAGCACCCGUGACGCUUUCUGUUAGUCUUGGGUGUGUUGCAUUGCAUUAUUACACAUCACCAACACACACACUCACAAGUGAAGCAGACUUUGGUGCCGCAGCACACCUACAGCACACCAACAGCACACCAACAGCGCCGCUCGGCUGUGACCAGUUUCCGCCUUGCUUGGAGAUGGGUUUCGAGAUGCCAGAGGGGUCAAAUGCGCCUUCCGCUGCCUUUGGCAUCAACAGUGCCGACGAGGAGCUGAUUGAGGAGAGCCGCUACCAGCAUGUGAAGAGCGGCUCUGUGGCCGUGCCACGACCCAGCGAGCACCCGCCUCGCUUCAGCUUCAAGACCUUGUGGGCAUACACGGGACCAGGAUGGCUCAUGAGCAUCGCCUACCUCGACCCAGGCAACAUUGAGUCGGACCUGCAAGCAGGCGCCAUUGCCGGCUAUCGGCUGCUCUGGGUGCUGCUGUGGUCAACCAUUGCCGGGCUCUUCUUCCAGGUGCUGUGUGCGCGGCUCGGCGUGACAAACGGGCGCCAUCUAGCGCAGGUCUGCCGGGAGGCGUACGGGCGCCCCGCCAAACUCACGCUCUGGAUCAUGAUGGAGAUUGCCAUCAUCGCCAGCGACGUCCAGGGCACGUACGCGGGCCAGUUUGUGAUGGAGGGAUUCCUGCGCCUGCGGUUGGCGCCGUGGAAGCGCGUCGCCCUCACGCGCUCCCUCGCCAUGAUCCCCACCGUCGUGAUCUCCGUAGUGACGAACAAAGACAUCCUCAACCUCAUGUUUGAGUGGAUGAAUGUCCUCCAGAGUUUUCAACUUCCGUUUGCGCUCUUCCCGCUCCUCCAUUUUGUUUCUGUUCGGGGCAUCAUGGGCGCGCGCCGCCUCAAGGGCGCUUUGCUCUACCUCGCGUGGACGGUGUGCGUGUUCCUGUUUGGCAUCAACACGUACCUCCUCAUCGAUACGCUCCAGCAAUACGCAACCACCUGGUACUACAUUGUGCUGGUUGUGCUGGUGGUUGUGCCGUAUCUCGGCUUCACCGUCUAUGUCAUCAUCGGUCCUCUUCUGCCGGUCGGAGGAAUGGCCCACUUUUACGAGAUGUGCCUGCCGCCGGUCAAUGCGUAUUUGCACGACGAUGACGACGAGUCCUUGGAGCCGGGACACAUGAGCGACGACGAAGGGGUCCCGCUCCUGGCGUGAAGCCGUGAUGCCGUGAUGAACGCGCCGGGACAUGGAAGGGGAGGAGCAGCAGGGGAGGGAAUACCAGCGACACAGCAGCAGCACACGCUUCAGUUGUUGCCCUUCCCCUUCUCCUUCUUACUCCUUUGUUUUCACGUCAUAUCGCCAGCUGCGUUUCUGCUAACGCACACACACACACACACACACACGCGCAUACACGCCUGCGCUUAUCACUGUCAUUUCUAUUCAACGACGGCACCUGCUCGUCUGUUUCAGCACAAACCGCCAUUCUGUUCGCUCAUGUUGAGCCCUUGUGCCCUUAUGCAAUCAUCGGUGACGUCCCUUUUUUCAUUUUUCUGAUCUCGUUUGUGUUCGUUUGGUUUUCCCGCUGCUGCACUGCUGCCAACAACAGCAGCCAUCAUCGCAUUUAUUUUCCUCACACACACACACACACACACAUUCCAAGGGCUGUUUCGUUCUUCCUCUGCUUUCCCUACUUUGUCUUUAUUUCCUCCUCCUCAUUUCCUCUUGACGCUCCUCUCCUUCCGCUUUCCAUUCUUGUUCUUGGGUUCUUGUUCUUGGCUGUGCUGUGCUGUGCGCACAACAGCACCCGUUUGUUCCUCCUCCGCUGUUUAGGUUCCGUCGCUUCGCUUAGCGUUCAGUCUAUUCGUCAGUUCUAACGCAUACCCCGCAGGAAUGACACGCGAA
Messenger RNA from Salpingoeca rosetta, 2091 nucleotides. Its product is annotated as natural resistance-associated macrophage protein 1. Gene Ontology annotation, molecular function: manganese ion transmembrane transporter activity; cadmium ion transmembrane transporter activity. The transcript has 9 exons. The record is from RefSeq and is a predicted model, not a curated record. The coding region runs from base 397 to 1404 and encodes 335 amino acids. Gene Ontology annotation, biological process: metal ion transport. Lineage: Eukaryota; Choanoflagellata; Craspedida; Salpingoecidae. Gene Ontology annotation, cellular component: membrane.